Messenger RNA from Humulus lupulus (European hop), 2885 nucleotides. Its product is annotated as leucine-rich repeat receptor-like protein kinase PXC1. The record is from RefSeq and is a predicted model, not a curated record. The transcript has 3 exons. The coding region runs from base 395 to 2467 and encodes 690 amino acids. Lineage: Eukaryota; Viridiplantae; Streptophyta; Magnoliopsida; Rosales; Cannabaceae. Gene Ontology annotation, molecular function: protein kinase activity; ATP binding; protein binding. Gene Ontology annotation, biological process: protein phosphorylation.
CUCUGUCUAUACUCUCUACACUAAUCUAAUCCUUCCCAUUUUCAAACCCUCUUAACUUUAAUUAUUCCCUCUCUAUUAUCACAAUUAUGAUGCCUCUCAUAUAAUUAUAAACACAAACCCAUUUCACAUAAUCAUUCCCUCACUCACCCCAUUAACAAAAAGAGAAAAAGAAUAGGAACGAAAGAAGAAAGAAAAAAAAUGCUUCACUCUCUCUAUCCCUCAUCUCAAAUUGAGAUAGAGAAAGACAACAUAGUGACUUUCUAGAGUGAGAGAAAUCCGUUAUAUUCUGUUUUAUUUUUAUUUUCUUAUAUUAAAAAAAAAACACUCAUUGCAUACACAUUAUACUAGUCUUCCCGCCCAAGGAGGCCCAAAACGAAGAGAAAGACAAAGACUAAUGAGGAAGAUUAAGCUGACUUAUCAUCGCAUGGCCUUCUUUGCCUCAUCCUUAGCUUUUCUUACACUCAUCUUUGCUCAACUCGCUCUUUCUUCUCCGACCACCAACAAUGACACCGAUGCGCUCACCAGCUUUCGGUACCAGACCGACACCCACGGUGGCCUCCACUCCAACUGGACAGGCCCCGACGCCUGUGCCGCCUUCUGGACCGGCGUGCGAUGCUCUCCUACGGGCCGAGUCUUUGCCCUCUCGCUCCCUUCACUCAAUCUCCGAGGCCCUCUUGACCAUCUCUCUUCGCUCGAUCAGCUCCGGCUCCUUGACCUCCAUGACAACCGGUUAAACGGCACCGUUAUGCCUCUGACUAAUUGCACCAACCUCAAACUCCUCUACCUCGCCGGGAAUGACCUUUCCGGAGAAAUCCCACCUGGGAUUUCGUCACUCCGGAGACUUCUCCGUCUCGACCUUUCUGACAACAACAUCCGCGGCAUCAUUCCCGAGGGUCUCUCCCAUUUGACACGGCUCCUGACGCUUCGACUCCAGGACAAUAUGCUCUCCGGUAAGGUUCCGAAUCUCUCUACAUCGCUUCUCAACCUUAACGAACUCAACUUGACCAACAACGAGCUGUAUGGACGGUUGCCGGACGAGAUGUUGAAGAAGUUCGGGGAAGAAAGUGUUUCCGGGAACGAAGGGCUAUGUGGGUCGAGCCCAUUACCGGCUUGUUCUUUUACAGAGAACCCAUCUUCUCCUGUCCCGUCGGAUCAAACCGUACCGUCGAAUCCAAGCUCGUUGCCUCAAACAACCGUUAGUGACGAACCAAAGAAGGAGCCGCGAAAAGGGUUGAGCCCUGGCGCUAUAGUGGCGAUAGUGAUAGCGAAUUGCGUGGCUUUGUUGGUGAUAAUAUCGUUCGUCGUGGCUCAUUAUUGCGCCAAAGAGCGGAACUCAAGUUCCAUGGCCGGUAGUGAGAGUGGGAAGAGAAGGAAAAGUGGAAGCAGCUAUGGCUCUGAGAAGAAGGUCUACGCCAAUGGCGGUGCUGAUAGUGAUGGUACUACUGGUACGGAUCGAAGCAAGCUCGUCUUUUUUGACAGAAAGAAGCAAUUCGAGCUCGAGGAUUUGCUCCGAGCUUCGGCCGAGAUGUUGGGGAAGGGGAGCUUGGGAACUGUUUAUAGGGCGGUGCUAGACGAUGGGUGUACGGUCGCCGUCAAGAGGCUUAAGGACGCGAACCCAUGUGGGAGGAAAGAGUUCGAGCAAUAUAUGGACGUUAUCGGAAAGCUUAAGCACCCAAAUGUGGUCAAACUAAGAGCUUACUAUUAUGCCAAAGAGGAGAAGCUUCUGGUCUAUGAUUACCAACCCAACGGGAGCUUGCACCAUCUCCUCCACGGGAACCGAGGUCCGGGAAGAAUUCCAUUGGAUUGGACAACAAGGAUCAGCUUGGUGUUAGGAGCGGCUAGGGGACUUGCUCGGAUCCACGAGGAGUAUGGCUCUGCAAAAAUACCCCACGGCAAUGUGAAAUCUUCGAAUGUAUUACUCGACAAAAAUGGCGUCGCUUGCAUCUCCGAUUUCGGGUUGUCUCUGCUUCUCAACCCAGUUCAUGCCAUAGCCAGAUUGGGAGGUUACAAAGCUCCAGAACAAACUGAAGUCAAGAGACUAUCUCAGAAAGCUGAUGUGUACAGCUUCGGUGUCUUGCUUUUGGAAGUUCUAACCGGAAGAGCUCCGUCGCAGUACCCUUCUCCGGCGAGCACUCGGGCUCCUCGCGUCGAGGAAGAAGAGCAGGCUUUGGACCUCCCAAAAUGGGUUCGAUCAGUUGUGAAGGAAGAGUGGACAGGUGAAGUGUUCGAUCAUGAGCUUCUGAGGUACAAAAACAUAGAGGAAGAGCUUGUGUCAAUGCUUCAUGUGGGGUUAGCUUGUGUGGCUCCACAACCUGAGAAGAGGCCUUCAAUGGCGGAAGUGACUAAGAUGAUUGAAGAUAUCAGAGUGGAACAGUCUCCUCUGGGAGAAGACUAUGAUGAGUCAAGGAGUUCUCUUUCACCAUCUCUGGCUACCACUGAAGAUGGACUUGGUCUUGGGCUGCCUUGAUUAGCUUCAAGAAUUAACAACAUUGUCUCCAAUGGUAAUGGUUGGUUGUUUCAAUCUUCUUCCUCUGUUUCAUUUGCAUUAUCUCGCUGCGAAAUUGGUCUCUUCUCAGAGAAAUCCAUGGUUGUCUAGUAACGAUCUGUGUAAUAAUCUCUAUUUUUUAUGUUCACUGUUGGAGAGGGGUGAGAUUAUUGUUCUCAUCACUUAACAACAAGAUAGUUUUUUUUUUGGUUAAUUUUUUUAGUAGGUUUAUAUUUAUGUAAUGUAGCUUUGUUCAUUUUGUAUUUGUUUAUUAUAUAUUAUUAUAACCCAUCUUCAAAGCUAAACAAAAGGGUACCUUAAUGUUGUCUACUAGAUUGGGAACUAAAAAGGGAAUGUCAUGAAAACAAUUGAUCCAACUAAUGUAAACAAAUGUUGUUAA